Messenger RNA from Planococcus citri (citrus mealybug), 2274 nucleotides. Its product is annotated as gamma-tubulin complex component 4-like. The transcript has 13 exons. Gene Ontology annotation, molecular function: gamma-tubulin binding; microtubule minus-end binding. Bases 132 to 2042 code for a protein of 636 amino acids. The record is from RefSeq and is a predicted model, not a curated record. Gene Ontology annotation, biological process: cytoplasmic microtubule organization; meiotic cell cycle; microtubule nucleation. Gene Ontology annotation, cellular component: equatorial microtubule organizing center; gamma-tubulin complex; spindle pole. NCBI's taxonomy places the organism in Eukaryota, Metazoa, Arthropoda, Insecta, Hemiptera, Pseudococcidae.
UAUUUAUCACUUAUCAGUCUUUCACUUUUCAUUUCAAAUUUGAAAUUUUAUGAUUUUUUCUUGAAAAUGUUACAAACGUAAUUGUUUUUAACGUUAUUGGCUAGGAAACCAUUUAUAGAAUACUAUUCAUCAUGCUACAUGAGGUGAUAAUCACACUUUCAGGAGUUUCCGGAAAAUUACUUCAAAACUUGGACUAUGUGGUUGAUUUAAAACCAUUCUUACACCCGAGUGAAAUCGUUUUGCUGGAUAAAAUUUUCAUCAUCGCAAGAAAUUAUAAAUAUCUGAAGGAUUUCAUAAAUGUCAAUAGUGUUCCUGAGCUCGAAGAUCAUAAAAAUGAACUUCAAACCGCACCUGGACUCUAUAUACAAGCAUUCUGUCAAGGAUUAGAAACCGUAUUGAAACCUUAUCAAAAUGAAUUAUUGGAGUUGGAGGAAAAUAUUUUAACCGGUCCUCAAGUAACAUUGAUUUACAUAUACUCGAGAGUAGAUUCGUAUUCUACUUUGUUUUCUCUGCUCACAUCGAUAGUUAAACAAAUCAUUAGUCGAAAAAUUCACGGAUGUCAGAUCCUUCAAAUGUUAUAUGAAAACAUCAUGAGCGGUGUUGAUCAAGCCAAAGAAGCCUUAGAAUGUAUUCUAAAAAGAUGCCAUGUCGCUUUUUUGAGACAAACCACUAACUGGCUUAUAAACGGAACGUUAUUCGAUUCAUUUGAAGAGUACAUAAUUAGAAAAACUACUAAAGAAGCAGCAUCCAACGAGAGUGAUAGCUCUGUGUUGACUUUCAACAGAGAUACUGUUGGGAAUCAAGUACGAAAUGGAGAAUAUGAAAUAGCCGGCGAAUUUGUUCCAUUAUAUAUUAGCUAUUCUUUAGUGAAUGAUAUUCUAUUCGUUGGAAAAAUAGUACAAAUCUUGAACGAGAGCUCGAACCAUAAUUACGAUUUGAAUAGCCGUCAUCGCAAUUUGAUUUUUGGCGAAAAAGAACAAUAUUUUUUCGAAAAAUUUGCAUCACUGAAAGAAACCAUGUCCAUAGAUUUAAAAGAACUGAAAGAAAUCGUACACGAUAUACGAGAAUGUGUCGUCAAACAUCUAUGGAAAUUAGCUGUGGAAAAUGAAAACCUAUACGAAGAAUUACAAUUGCUGAAGGAUUUCUAUUUACUGGGAUUCGGACAAUUCUUCAAAGAAUUUCUCGUCAACGCUUCGGUUUUUUCAUUACAUCCUUCGCAAAUGAAAUUUUCUCAAGAUCUCAAUGUUGCCUUAAACCAAACUGCAUGUUCGUUUCCAUUCAUGGACGAAGACGUGAUGAAAAAAUUCAGAUUCGUUAUAACUUCGACGAAAAACGCAGAUGGCUCUAAAACAACCGAAAGCAUAUGGUCAUUAGUAAAACUGCAGUAUACCGCUAAGUGGCCGUUAAAUUUGUUAUUCACACCCGUAGCCAUACAACAUUAUAACAAAUUAUUCCUCUUUCUGUUACGAAUCAGAAGAUGCCAAAUUGAGCUGCAUAACGUCUGGAAGAUAGAUAUAAAGAAUAAAAACGUCAGAUGCGGCAGAGCGUGGAAAUUACGGAACGAGUUGAUGUUUUUGAUCGAUAAUUUGCAGUAUUAUUUACAAGUCGAUGUGAUAGAAACUGAAUACAAUAAUUUUAUGAACGCUAUUAAAAAAGUCCAAGAUUUUCAACAAAUUGAAAAAUUGCAUAAUAUGUUCCUGUUGAAUGUAUUGAGUCAUUCGUUUCUUUUAGAUGUUUCUAGUGAAUCACUCAACGAAAAUGAUACUGCUCCAGCGUACUCCGAACAUUUUUAUAACGCGUUAGUUAACAAUAUGAAAGUUUGCGAAAAAUUUUGCCUCUUGGCGUCCAAAGAAGAUUUAGAUAAACGCGAUAAAGAAAUAAUUAAAUUGGAUAAAAGUUUUCAGAAGUAUAAAAACACUGUAUUUUGUUUCUUAACGGAAUAUCAGUCGCGUCCUUUUAAGCAACACGUGGUGAAAUUUUUACUGAGAUUGAAUUUCAAUAAUUGGAUCAAUAAAAACCUACUGCCUGUGUCAUCGGAGUAACAUUAAUACUGUUGUUGCAGAACCAUUUCAGUUUUGCUAAUAAAUAAUGUUAUAACUGUGAAUAGCCUAAUAACGAAAAAUUGUUUUAUACUUUUGUUACCUGCGUAAUAUUUUUUUACCUAUGUUUACUUUAGUUUUAGUUUAUCUUGAAAUUGUAAUAAAUACGUAAUUGCGUGCCACAAAUUUCUUGAAUUUGGUGAAAUUAAAAGCUGUUUCAGAUUUAAAAAGAUUA